This is a messenger RNA of Adelges cooleyi (spruce gall adelgid), 2405 nucleotides long. RefSeq lists its product as uncharacterized. The record is from RefSeq and is a predicted model, not a curated record. The transcript is spliced from 2 exons. Bases 75 to 1472 code for a protein of 465 amino acids. Lineage: Eukaryota; Metazoa; Arthropoda; Insecta; Hemiptera; Adelgidae.
CAAUAGGUUAGUAUGAAUUACACCUUAUUAAAUGCAAUACUUGUAUUAUAUUAUAGUAUAAUUUAAAAAUAACUAUGAUUGCCAACGUGUGUGCAGUUUUGUUAUGUUGUUUUGCUUUAACGGCAAAUAUAAAAACAAUCGAUUCGGCAGGAAGUCAAAUUGCUCCUAUCCGAUUUUUCACUCAAACAUCCAAUGAAGACUUCGUACUUACUGUAAAUCGCUUGAUAACAUUCAAAAAACAUCCAAUUAACAUCACAUCCACAGACGUGACAAUUCUGUCAACACCCAAUUGGUACACCGUUAAAGAUUACAAAUUAAAAUUGAAAAGUCGGGACAAAUUAGAGAAAAAAGCUCAAGACAUCAAAUGCAGUUUUUGUGUAAUUGUAAAAUCAAAAAUAUCGUAUUUAAAGAACUUAAUAGAAAAGUUAAAAAGCGGAGAGCCUUUUAAUAACAAUGACGAGGAAAUUGUAACGCGUAUUAAAGAAGAAGCCGAAAUCGUACUUCACCUAUUGCUGUCGGGAAACUUAGAAACAGACAAAUGGCUUUGGAGUUAUUAUUUGAAAAUCGUCGCCAUCGUCGAUUACGAUGACGAUUUCCGGGAAAACCCAUUCGGAGACGACCAACAGCUGCAAUCCGACAUUUCAGAAUUCAUCGAAAAUUGUGUUGCCGAAAAAUACCUUCCUGUCACUGCGAUGGAAUGUGAUUUUCUUUCGAAAAAGUCCAAGAUAUACGAUAAUUUGUUUGGCGUUCUACGAGAUUCCGAAUUGUUUGAAGACAUUCUAGCCGGCCGUGUCGUUUUGGUGACGAUAGCGUUUUUAUAUCUGAAACCGUUUUGGCUGGACGGAAAUCCGAUAUUGUUUGGACAAAUAGCAGACGUCAAUGUCGACUGGAGUAAGGCAAAAAAACGAUUUGAUCUCGAGGUGGCCAUUACCAGAGAAUUUCUGGACAACCGCAUUUGGGUAUACGAACCGUACGGUCGCCUCGACCACCAACGCUUGUUGGUCAAAAUUAUCGAUGCCAGGAUUUAUUGUUACCUUUCGAUUGUGCUUGAUAUUUACCUAAGACAAUUAACCAUACUCGACCAUCGGCUUCUAACACACAUCAAUAAUCUUAUAUACAACAUUAUCAACGACGCAAUGAGUUUGACGGCGUUUAAAGAUGAAUUUCUUGUAGCCAUUGUGUCGGAGUUCAAUUAUGUAGAAUUAACCGACGUCGACGACAUAAAAGACAUUUUAGCUAGAGUGAGGACAAAGGCCAAUGAGAUCCUAAAAGGUCUAAGUGUAAACGAAAUCGAUUGGCUCAGUUUCGGCGUUGACGAACGCCAACUGUUCAACGAAGAUUUGAUAACAGAAAUCAUUGACAGUUUCGAAGACUUUAUAAAUGAAAUAAGAAGCUUAUGCUUGCCGUUUGAAUAUAAAGCGCUUUUGCAUUUUAUGGAUGUAGUUAAAACGUCGGCUGCUCAAUAUAUUUAAAUCAAUAACACAAUAUUCAUAAAUCGAGUAGUAACGAAAUAAAAGAAAAAAUAUCAAAUAUGAAGUCGAAUCAAUUAGGAAUACUUACUUAUGAUGUUUACACAAUUUAACAUAAUUAAAACUAUGAGCUACCGUAUAGUGUUAUGGAAAGCUUAAUAGGUUUGUAAUAGCCGUAAUUGUAUCAUUCAUAAAAUAUUUUUAUUUAUUAGAGUUUUAGUAUAUUUAAAACAAUAUUAACAAAAUGUUCAUAUAUAAACAAGUCGUAAUCUAUUUAAUAAAAGUAAAAUAUCGAAAAUAAUUUUUUAUAUAACAAAACCUUAGGAAACAGGUUUUUGUGUUCAGAACUAUGAUUUUAUUAUUUAGUCAUUUUUAGUCUUGUAAACCAAUUACAUAAGUCAAUAAAAUAUCCCGUUGUUUUACGAUCCGGGUCUUUAGCAAGAAUCUAAUAUUAUAGCUUACAGUAAACCUUUAUACUACAUAGAUCAAGCGCUGUUAUGUUGCCGAAGUUAAUCAACCUAAAUGAGUAAAUUAUAUUUUACAUAGGUAGUUGAAAUUGUCCACAAAAAAAACUCAAAUCAUUUUCACAGGUUUUUGUUUUUUUUAACCCAGUCACGUUUAUAAUACAUAUUAGUAAGGUACUCUGAAUUUUUUUAUUGGUAUAAUCUAGACAUUGUGAAAGUUACAAGAUGCAUUAUGUAUUUUACAAGAUUCAGGUUUUAUUAAAUAUUUAUUAUCAUUUUGAUAAUUUCCUUAUCGAGACAAUAACAUUAUUGAUAAAUAAACAAUAGUGGAUAUUAUUGACACAUAACAAAGUCUUGAGCUUUUUUUGUAAAACUGCUAAGAGUGCCUAUUAUUCGGUACUUCAACGAGACAUGAAAAUGUUCUUUCGUGGUUACAGACUCGUUUGAAAUUUUUUUUAAAUUUUAUUUUACC